AUCUCAUAAUUGAAGUGAUAGUCAGGUGAUCGCUUCCAUUUGCUGUAGCUACUGGUAUAUUUUGGAUUUACAUGUGAGCCAUUGAUAUAAUUCUUUAGGAACCAAAAAGAUAUACAGUUUAACGUAAUUCUUUAGGAACUCCUCCAAACAGUCAAAUUAAGAGCAAUCUUGUGGCAUGCCCAUGGUUUUGCCUUUUGUCAUCUUACCCAAAAUUCUUGAAGAACAAAUGAAAAUUGGCAUCACCACUGGUGUGUAUUCCCACCACAUCCCUCGUUAGCACUUAGCACUAGAAGACAACUUAGGUUCGAAUGACCCAAACGUUGGAUCAAUAAUAAUUCCACGACUGAGAUUGGUGGAGAGAGGAAACUGUUGGAAUCAGAGGGGUAUUACUGUAAUUGCAAAACUCGAAUCUAGAGUUAACUAUGAUGUCGUGUCCUGCUGACUAGUGUCCAGUCCACCAGAUAUCGCCGUUUUAGCUUCCCUAUCCCCCUUUACUCCCCUAUUCCCCUGCCCUUAUAUUUUUAGCCAUUCCAACUUACUACUGUUUCUCUAGUCUCUCUCUUAUCCCACUAAAAUCCACAUUAACGGUACAAAUCUUUCGCUCUUGUACCAAUCUUUCUCCCGCUUUUCAAUCUCUAUCUAUUUAAUAUUCUACGUAGCCUCCUUUAAACUUGUACUUACUUGAUCUUGAUUGGGAUUUCCAGUAGCAUUUGUUAAACCAUUUAGCUAGUAGAGUAGAGCUUAUAGUAAUGGAUCUGAAGGAAGUAAAGGGAUCAGAAGUAGAGGAAAUGAAAACUUGCAGUGAUUGUCAUACCACAAGAACGCCUCUUUGGAGAAGUGGUCCAGCAGGUCCUAAGUCGUUAUGUAACGCAUGUGGGAUCAAAUACAACAAGAAGAGGAGGCAGCUUUUAGGUCUGGACAAAGGAAGAAGUGUUAGCAAAAAGAAGAGGAAAAUCAGUGGAGAAAAAAUAGUAGAGAAAAUAAAGGACAGUCAUUGAAAAUGAAAUUGAUGGCAUUGGGAGGCAAAUUAAGAGAGGAAGAACAAGCGGCGAUACUUUUGAUGGCACUUUCCUGUGGAUCUGUUUAUGCUUAAGAAAAUUACUACUAUAACCCUAAGUCCUAGUAAUAGUAGCUGUAGCACCAAGUGGAAACCCCUUGUAUUCUUACUAAUCAAUUGACCCAUUUUAGUCCAAGCGCCUUUUUGAUUUUAGAGUUUCAGUUGUAAUGCCUAAUGAAGAGCAGCAGAUGAGAAUGAACCAAUGUAGUAGUAAAUCUUGAUUCUUUUUGAUCUAUUUCGAAUCUAGAGUUUGAUUCAAAUUU
Molecule: messenger RNA, 1320 nt
Organism: Nicotiana tabacum (common tobacco)
Lineage: Eukaryota; Viridiplantae; Streptophyta; Magnoliopsida; Solanales; Solanaceae
Source: RefSeq, a predicted model, not a curated record